AUAUGACAUUGACAAAUUAGGCACAGUGAGUGGAUGAAUCGUUUUGUUAUUUUAUUUCACCAUGGGAACUAGUACAAAUAUAUGUCAGCGAUAAAAUUUAGAAAACACACACACACACUCUUCAUAAGAUCUCCGAUUUAUUUGAUUGGUUAAUUGAUGUAAUUAAAUAAACACUUAUUGACUAUUGGGGAUUAAUGAUUACCAUUCUAUCAUACAUAUAUAUAUAUAUACAUGGUUAUUAUACUUGCACAAUACUAAAAUUAAUUACUAUCACAAUAUAUUGGAUCCAGUCAAUAAUACUGUUCAUUGGAUAUAUAAAUCAUAAAAGUCUAUAUUAAUAUACAUAUAAACAGAUCAAAAUACAAACGGAAGAGUUCGUGCAUUUAAUCUUUUUCCAAAACGUAAUAUCAUUAUUAUCUGACGAAAAAAAACUAAUGGAUUCUAAUGAAGAGGAAUAUGGUACGACGUUUUUAAAAUCCGAUACAAACAAACCAAAUGAAAAUACAGAUUAUGAAAUGAAAACAACUAAUCAGGACAAAAAGAGGGAAACAAAUAGAAGAAAUAAAUUAUCUAAGUUUAAGAAAUGGAUAAUGAAUUUAGAUAAUUUAUUUGUUACAUUCACUGUAUUAGCUGUUAUAUUGGGUAUGACAAUUGGUUUAUUAGUUAAAAUUUAUGGAUCACCAUCACCAAGAACAAUCUAUCUAUUAUCAUUUCCUGGUGAAUUAUUAAUGAAUAUGUUGAAAAUGUUAAUUAUACCAUUGAUUGUAUCUAGUUUAAUAGCAGGACUUGCUGGUUUAGAUCCAAAAUCAAGCGGAAAAAUUGGUUCAUAUGCAUUGAUUUAUUAUGUAGUAACUACAAUGCUUGCAGUUAUACUUGGUAUUGGUCUAGUUUUAUGCAUACAUCCAGGUGAUACAUCAAUUAAAGAUGAAAUAGGGGAAGGAACAAUAGAGGAACGUAGACCUGAAACAUUGGAUUCUUUAUUGGAUUUAUUAAGAAAUCUAUUUCCGGAAAAUGUAGUACAAGCAUGUUUACAGCAACAACAAAGUAGUUACGUCACAGUUGUUAAGCGUCCGAAGUAUAUUCGAUUAACUGAUGGAAACAAUGGUACAUUGAAUAUGGAAAACAAAACAAAACUAAUCACCUAUGAAGCCAUAAAAGCGAAAUAUGUGGAUAGUACUAAUGUUUUAGGAUUGGUGUCAUUCUCAAUUAUAUUUGGUAUAAUACUUGGUCAAAUGGGUGAUCGUGCUGUAAUUAUGGUACAAUUUUUCACUGUUCUUAAUGAAGUUGUCAUGAGAAUGGUACAAGUUAUUAUGUUAUAUUCACCAUUUGGUAUAUUCUUUCUAAUAUUAAGUAAAAUGUUAGAAAUUGAAAAUUUAAGUGAUACAGCAAAAGCAUUAGGUUUAUAUAUGGUAACUGUAGUUACUGGUUUAGCUAUACAUUUACUUGGUACAUUAGCAUUACUCUAUUAUUCGGUAACAAGAAAAAAUCCAUUCACAUUCUAUAAAGGUUUAUUUCAAGCUUGGAUUACAGCACUUGGAACUGCAUCCAGUGCAGCUACUCUACCAAUUACAUUUCGUUGUUUAGAACAAAAUCUAGGCAUUGAUAAACGUGUGACACGUUUUGUUCUACCUAUUGGUGCAACAAUCAAUAUGGAUGGAACUGCACUAUAUGAAGCUGUUGCAUCAAUUUUUAUUGCACAAAUUAAUGGAAAAUAUUUGACAAUUAUUGAAGUAUUUAUUGUAAGUUUAACAGCAACGUUGGCAGCAAUAGGAGCAGCUAGUGUUCCAAGCGCUGGUUUAGUUACUAUGAUGUUAGUGCUUACAUCUGUUGGAUUGCCUACAAAAGAUAUUUCUUUAAUUUUAGCAGUUGAUUGGUUACUUGAUCGAAUUCGUACUUCAAUCAAUGUAAUGGGUGAUGCAGUUGGAGCUGGUAUAGUUAAUCAUUUAUGUUAUAAAGAAUUAGCUCAAAAAGAUGCUGAAAUUGAUAAAGAAAUAGAUGAAGUUGUAGAAGAAUAUACACGUGAAUUAUCUAAUGUAACUAAUAUAACAGAUCGUGAAAAACGUAAUUCAUCUAGUAUUGGUCGUCAUAAUAAAAAACGUAUGAGUUUAGCUGCAGCAAUGCGUUUACAAGAAAAUACAUCACCACUUGGUACAGUUAUGCCAAAUCAAUCAACAAUAAAUGAACCAGAAUCACCAACAUCUAAAUCAUAUUUACCAAUGAAUAUACAUCCAAAUGAUAAAAAUGAUAAUUAAUUAUUUCAUAAUUACAUUUCUAUUAUUAUUAUUAUUAUACUUUCUAUUAUUGAAUACGUUGAUAGUUUAAGUAUAUUACUUUUUUGAAGUUCCUUAUCAUAAUAUUACCCAUUUGUUUUAUUCUUUCAUUCUUUACCUUAUUUUCAUUCAAUAGAAUUAGACAUUUUAAACUGCUCAGUAACUCCCUUUUUCUUUUCUUUUUUUUAAAAAAAACAAAAAAAAUAUUUAAAAAAACACAAAAAAAGAACAAACUUACAUUUUAAAUUCCUGUUUUAGUUUGAAGUAAAAAUUAGUGUAGUAUAAUUUUAUUAAGGCAAAGAAACAAAACAAAAUUGACCAAACUUUCAAUGAAAAAAUCGAUGAAUUGGUUACUAGAUUACAUAAUUCAAUUAUUAAUAUCAUUAAUUGUAAACUAAUAAUAAUAAUAAUCAAUAUUGUAAACAAUUUCAUAAUCAGUUUUUUUUUCAUAUUCACAUGAAUUUACAUACAUAAUUCAUAUUCUUUAUAAAGGGAACAACAAUACACAAUAGUAACAUGAAGUUACUGAGAGAGAAAGAGAGAGAGAGGGGGGGAGUGAGGGAGAGGAAGAAAGAGAUCGGUUGUUCUGAAUGUUCAUUGUUUAUUAUUUAAUAGUAAUUUUGGAUAAUAUAAUUAUUUUCUAUUCAAUAUUACAUUACAUACUGUUUAUUUUUAAGAAGAAAAAAAGGAGAAAGAAGAAGAAAAAGAAAAGAAAGAAAAAAAGGAAAACAAAGAGAUAAUCCGUUUAACUUUAUUUAGAAUGAAUGAUAUAUAUAUUGAACUAUUUAUUCAUUUUAUUUAACAAUGAUCAUUCAUUGUACGAUUGACAUUUUAUGUUGUAUCAUUGAUAAUGAUAAUUUUAUGCCUAUAAAUAAUAAUCAUAAUAAUAUUUAUUAAUUUAAUAUGUUUCACAUAUAUUAGUUGUUCAUCACAACUCUAUAUGAUACUUAGUUAAUUACUUAUGCCUGUUACCUAUCAUGUGGGAGUAUAGGCUGCUCAUCAGUAUUCUCCGUUCAACUCUAUCCUGUGAAAUCCCUUCCAGUUGUUAUAUAUUCUUUUGAUGUCCGCUUUGAAUCUUUGAUGGAAUGUGUUCUUUGAUCUUGUUUUCCUUCACGAUUCAAAGUGCUUGUCUUGAGAUGCAGUUUGACGAUUUUCUCAAUGCAUGGCUUAUCCACAUACAAUAACUUUUACUGAUUUCUUCUUCAACUGGUAGUUGA
Schistosoma margrebowiei is the source of this 3487-nucleotide messenger RNA. The record is from the annotation of a GenBank genome assembly. NCBI's taxonomy places the organism in Eukaryota, Metazoa, Platyhelminthes, Trematoda, Strigeidida, Schistosomatidae.